AUGGAUGCAGAUCAUGUGGGUGAUAAGAGAGCGAGGCUACUGACCUCUAAAACCAAAUGGAGUGAGAUAGGUGGCAUAACUGCUACUCAGCCAUUCAUCAGUGCCCAAACAGAAAAGUAUAAUCAAGACAGCAUUAAUCAGUGGCAUAGUCGUGUUACUGAUGAACAUGCUAAUCAAGAGAAUGUCCGGGAAUAUGCAGCAUCUUUAUAUGAUAAAACAACUCCGAACACUGUGCAAGAAUUUCUUAGCACACAUCCAGAAAGACCACUUCUGACCUCUGCCUGGAACAGCUUGACAUCUGGAAUUUCAAGCCAUUCUGGACCACUUAGUGCCAUGGAUGCCCUGACCCUCUGGCAGGAUGAUCCAGAGGAGUUGCUGCUGGAUCUGGGCUUCGGUGCUGAGGAACCUGACAUCACAGUGAAGAUCCCAGCACGUUUUAUCAACCACCAGUCCCAGGCCCGUGGCAUCAACCUCCAGGUCUUCUUGGAGGCUCAACAGAACCGCAUAGAUGUAGAGAAUCCAGAUGUCAGAAAUCGAUUUAGGCAGAUAGAGGUGCUACAGCAGGUCACUACAGCCUUCACUUCCUUGGUUGGAGGUGUCGUUCCAGGUGCAGAAAGACCUGUGGAAUCUCAAAUUUCAGAAGAAGCCAGGGUGAGGAGGAAACGUGUUGGCAUGCUCUUCCGGAAUGCAUCCAAGAAGUCGCUUAGCCAACUGGCCAGUUCCCGAGCCCAGCAUCCGCUCUCCCCUUCAUUGGCAGGCCAGUCCUCCAGUCCAGAGCUGCCUGGAGAUGUUCUUGAGAAACGAAUCCCACUGAAACGUGCCAACCUUAGCCCUCUGGUAGAGGAGCAGACCUUUGUCUCAGAAGAAGCUGAAUCCACUGAGACCACUACCCUCCCUCAGGUUAAGAACAGCAGUCCAAAGGAAGGUAGAGAACUGAAGAAUGUUACAUCAGCUAUUAACUCUGCAAGAGGGGGUACAGGAGUGCCAGCAGAGUCUUUUGAGCUGGAAGAGAUCCAGAGUUUUGAUGAGGGAAGCAUAGGAGGAACCUGCACUGGUACUCCUGAUCAUCAAGGUAAUGAGCGGGCAUGCCUCACACGAGUGAGGACAAAUAGCUGUCAGUCUGACAGUAGUGGAUUUUUGGAGGAACCGUUCGUUCCUGCUUGCCCUAACCCUGGACCUGAGCUCAUGAAGGUGCUGAAUGCCAUGUCAGGGGAUAGUACAGAAAACCCACAGAAGAGUGAGGACCUGCAGGAGACAGCAAUCCACUCUUCAUACAUCCAGGAUUCUAAUAAGUUGCUUAAACAGACUGACCCCUCUGCAACAGACUCAAAUAUUGAUAUAGCAAAGGGACCAGCACAUACUGGAAUGAAAACAAGUACAGGAGACACUACAAAGAGGGACUUGCAGGACACUAAUCGAACAGAUCGUUUGGUAAAUAAGGAAGUUGUGCAGAAGGACAUUGUUGAUGUCUGUGUGAGAGAAAGUACGACAUUACAGAAAGACUCACUUGGUCUGUGUGACUAUGGAACCAAUACCUUACAAAGUACUACAUUAAAAAAGGACUCACCUGGUCUAUGUGACUACAGCGCCAAGAGCAUAAAAAGUACCACAUUACAAAAGGACUCAUCCGGUCUAUGUGACUACAGUGCCAAUACUGUACAAAGUAAUACAUUACAAAAAGACUCACCAGCCCUACACGAUUACAACACCAAUACUAUACAAAAUAUCACAUUACCAAAGGAUUCACCAGGUCUAGGUGACUAUGGCACCAAUACCAUACCAAGUACCACAUUACAAAAGGAGUCACUAAAUCAGGUUCUAAAUGACUAUGGUUUUGGGGAAAGUGUCAAAUUUCAAAAGAACUCACUAAAUCAAUCACAUUACAUGGUUGUGGGAGGUGGUUCACAGAUGGAGAAACGGAAAUCGGAUGUUUCUGUGUUUAAAUCGGACUCUUCUUCCACUGACCCAAAAGCAGGUACAGAAAAAGUCCCAUCCUCCACAGAAAGGUACUACGGACGUUCUGUCUCGGUGCAGAUGUGCUCAAACUUGACCUCCCAGAGUUCUCUAAGAGGCAGCAUCAGUCACAGCUCAUUGACAGGGCACAGUCCCACCAGUGAUGUUCAGCUCAGAAGAGUGUGUAUGGAACAGUUAGACUCUGAUGUGACUAAUAACUCGGACAAUGCCCAAAGCACAAACACCCCUACAACAAAGGCACAUACGUUAACAAACCCAUGGUACCCUCUGGAGAGUUCCAAGGGACCACAGUCGAUGUCACUCGACAAGGGCCGGUCUUAUGAGGAAGACACACGGUGGGAGGCAGCACUUUGGUCAGGAGCUCAGAGCUGCAGCUCCUGUGGGUACAAACAGCAAUGCUGCUGCCAGAAUAAGAACAGCAAGAAAAAGCUACACCCAGCCUCCAGCCUACCUUAUUCAAUGGAGGAAUUGAUAGGCAUGAUGAGAUGUAUGUGGAAGUUCCGGAAGAUGUUGGCAGAGAUCGAGGAGAGGCUGGAGGAGGAACAGGAGCUUGUAAAUAGUUCUUUCUCAGACGAACACAGGGAAGAGGUGCAGGAUAUUCUGAAGCUGAGAACAGCUGUCAAAAAAGAAUCUGAAAUGUUUGAACAACAGCUCAAUGAUCUGGUCCAGGCCUAUGACGACAACCUACAAAUGAAGAUGAACAACCUUUUGGAUGAGCAGUCCCACCUGUGCACUCAGCUGAGGUUUACACACCAACCGGGACGCAUCUCCAAAAAAAGCGUGGGCAUUCAGUGCACCUUGCUGACAGACAGCCCCGAGUCAUGUCUCUCUACACAACUUACAGAUGACACGAGGUUAAUUCACAACACCAAAUGGAUCCCUGACAGCAAGGCCGACAAGCUGGAUUUUGUAGGAUUUAUCAAAAACUUAAAGGAUGGGAUCCAUGAACAAUGAUUCGCUGGAAUGAAAAAUUCUUCAACAUCAAGAGAGGAG
This is a messenger RNA of Neoarius graeffei (lesser salmon catfish), 2967 nucleotides long. It is a transcript of the gene itprid1, whose product is annotated as ITPR interacting domain containing 1. The transcript is spliced from 15 exons. Gene Ontology annotation, molecular function: signaling receptor binding. NCBI's taxonomy places the organism in Eukaryota, Metazoa, Chordata, Actinopteri, Siluriformes, Ariidae. The record is from RefSeq and is a predicted model, not a curated record. Bases 1 to 2928 code for a protein of 975 amino acids.